CGAGCCAACUCGGGUCCGUCGCUGGACACCAGGUUCCGGCUGUUCACCCGCCAGAACCCCCACAAGCCGUACUUCCUGUUUGCCGCGGAUCGCGACAGCAUCCUCAACUCUACCUUCAGUGCAAAAUGGGACACGAAGAUAUACAUCCACGGAUACCUCAACAGUGGGAAGCUCCUCGCUCCAGAAAUGGAACUGAAGGACCGGUUCCUUGUUCGUGGCGAGUACAACAUCAUCAUGGUGGACUGGGGCCGCAAGUCGCAAGACCUGUAUGGCCGCGUAGUUAAUCAAGUGGUUCCUGAAGUGGGACAGCAGCUGGCCGCCUUCAUUCGUGUCGUUCAGAAUGCUACUGGAGCCAGCUGGAAGAGCUUCCACCUGAUUGGCUGCAGCAUAGGUGCCCAUGUGGCUGGCUUUGCUGGGAAGUACCUCAACGGCCAAAUUGGACGUAUCACUGGCCUGGACCCCGCCUCGCCACGCUACAAGAACCUGCCUCCGCAGAAGCGGCUCUCACGGACGGAUGCCGACUUUGUGGACGUCAUUCACACUGACAUCUACGGCGUGGUACCCUUCGGAGGCUUCGGACUGAAGGAGCCGAUAGGCCACAUCGACUUCUUCCCCAACGGCGGCGACCGGCAACCAAACUGCUCCAGAGCGGACCUGCUGUGCGAGCACUUGCGUUCGUACGACUACUACAUGGAGACGAUCGCGACGGGGGGGCCUUGCGCCAUGGUGGGCUACGUGUGCGCCGACUGGUCCUCGUUCGUGGCCGGCCGCUGCACGGACUGCGGGGCGCGCAACGAUCGCUGCCUGCGGUUCGGUGAGCCCGCGUCGCAACACCGGGCGCUGGCCGACGCCUCGCGCUCGGUUCUUGUCUACCUGCGCACGGCCGGUUACUACCCGUACUGCGUGUACCACUACGAGGUGAGGCUGGAGGUGAUUGCCGAUGUGGCCAGCCGAUACAUCCUCCAGAAUUCGUCGCUCACAGUCACGCUGGGACCAAAAGUACAGCUGCACAUACCUCUCGUUACUGACAUCGCCACACCGGAGCACAGCGGUCUGCGCAGGGGAGAUGAUGGCGACGUGAUGGCUGACUUCAAGCUGCAACCGCCGGCUGUGCGCAGCUACACACGGCUCGCCACCAGCCUGGAACCCUUGGACGCCCUGCGUGAGGUCACUGUUGCCAGCGUCAGGGGCGACCACUUCGGCACCCUCGAGUCGCUCGUCAACUUCGUGCACAUGAAGCCAAUGAACCACGCUAGUCAGAGGGAACAGAUUGAAGGCUCGAAGCUGUUCUGCCCCGUUGGCGGAACAGUGGUACACCAGAGGCACUCCGUGCUCACUCUCACCGCAUGCACGGGAGCAGCAUGACUGCGUACGUGGCCUUAUGGAGGCAACGAUGAGGGGGCUCUUCAACAACGGUGCGGCACCCUGAAGAAGCAAGCUCUCCUCACCAUCAUCGCUGCGUUGGACAGUUGCCUUGGACCUAGGUCCGGGGUACUCGCUACAGCCAAUCUUUAUGAGGAGACAAAACAAUUUCUUGCUCGGCUGUUACGAUGAAACUGCUAUGGCAGAACUUCCAAAGCGCAGUGUUUGUUGAUGGAGAGAAAGAAUAGGGUUAAAGACACUUCCAAUGGGCGACUAUGGCUCCUUAAUAGCGUCACCACAUGCAACAUUUACGCAAUCCUCCUGUUCGCAGCCCGCCAUAGCGAAGGUAGGGCCUGUCAUAGUGAUGGAACUAGGGCCUAAUACCACAUCAGGCGAGCGGUAUUCCCUAUUGAGGAUACUUUCGCUUUCCCUACAGAUUGCGUGACCAACACCUGGCACGUCGUCGUCUACGAGCGACAGCGUUUCUGGCACUGCUCAGAAAGCGUGCUUCACACUAUGGCAUGAGUGUUGUCACUCGCGGACAUAGACAACACCGAUGUGAUCGGUGCCGUUCACGAGAAAUCUCGCAAAAGUUAAACCACUCCCGAAAGUGAUGGUCAAAGUAUACUGCUGCAGUAGACGAUAUCAUUAGAAAAACCAGAAGCCGCAGUAUAUAAAAAUGAUUUUCCUUCGAUCCCGUUCAUUCCUUAUCACACGUUCGAGCUGGAGGCCGAGACUGGUGGCAACGGAGGUAUGGCGUUGUGCCAGCACGGACAAAUGAAACAAGAAAUGACAGGAAUAUUUACAUAUUAUGGCCCCAGGCUUUACGGCCAACCAGAUUAAGUGCUCAGGAUUGGAGUCACCGCACGGCACACACGCAUAUCAAUAUGUUUCAAUUUCUAAUAUAUUGCAUGUUCAUCUGAUCACUCAUGUCCUCUGAAUCAGAGUACCUUGGUGCAUACCUUGGUGCAAGUUAUAGCAAAAGAAUUUCUGCCAAGCAUUCGCUAGUUCUUCCCAUUAGUUAGAGUGACCGCAGCGAACCCUUGUUCUCUAGUACCACAAGCACGUGGCAGCAGCAGUGCGCAAACCUACCUGUCUAAAAGAGCACCUGCUGACGUGUGCACCACGCUUGUUCGUGGUUACUUCAAGGGCCCUUCCUGUCAGCUUUUCUGUCACUUCACCUGUGGUAGCCAGUUUUGAGUUUGACAUAAUUGCUGAUAAAAGGACGCAUAUGAAAUUCAGGCACUGUGCAGCUCGAAAGGCGAAGCAACCAUGGCAAUUGCAAAGUAUGAGACUACUUGAAGUAAGGCUCGUAGUUUUAUCGGCCUUGUAAACUGGAGUAAACAUUCGCUUACUAAUUGAAUAACAAACAUGGUGCUACGCGCGAGGAGGCACACAUGAACAGGUUUCACUAAACGACCGCAAACACUCACUGUCACAAUGAGAGCGUGAUGCACAUGCAGAGAGAAGUGGGCGCUUCGUGUAGCGUCCCACUUCAACAAGUCUCCGACACUUGAGAUUACGCUACCUGAAAUAGUAGGUGUGUGCGCCCACAGAAGAUUGCCUCCAUGAUAGGGUGUACUUGUCUGGUAUGUGCUCUGCCACUCGCGCAGCCACUGACCUCACGGCUGCACUAGAGGAAGUUACCUGGCGCCCUCCUCUGCCUCUAAGGCGGGCAUUAUCACGUGUUCUGCAACAUUUUGCGCAUGGGAAAACGGCGCGCAUUAAGCCACCUUCCCUCGCGGGUCGCCGUCGCACUUUCAGUAUAUGGCGCACUGGGCGCGACAGGAUCUUGUCGCACAUGGGACUUUAAAUGGAACAUCCCGGUGACAGAAACCACUUCCGUGGAUUGUGUUCAUAUUUCCUGCAGAACAGUAGGGAAUUCGAGAAUCCCGAUGACAUUGUGUCUCUGGUUAGGUGUUUGUCCAUUUGUGGCAAUUAUGUCACGAAAAGUACCAAGUAGACCAGCAAGUUCAUCUUGAGCCUCUUCUCAAUUUUGACGGCCGUACUGAGUCCUGAUAGAUUAACCGUCAUUUACCCACGCGAGCUGUCUUCCUAUCUUGCGGCACUGAGAAAAGAUUGGUUAGUCUUUAUUUUUGCUCCUUUGAUCACUUGGCGAGCAGUGGACCUUGCGUAAAAGUCAGAACAUCAAAUCGGAAUGUUCGCAAGUACUCUGUAAACAUAAUGUUUACAGCUCUUGGCAUUUUCUUCGGCGCCGUGUCUAGCUGAUAGGUAGGCGAGGAUUGCUCAUAAAUUUUUAAACCAUAGGAACUCUGCCUUGAACAACACUCUUUUUUUCAGGGCUUACAGUACAGUGAGCUUGGGUGUAUUUAUGAGAUUGCCGAUAGGAGAAGCAAUAAAAUACAUAUACUAUUUAUUGAACCUA
Molecule: messenger RNA, 3748 nt
Organism: Dermacentor andersoni
Lineage: Eukaryota; Metazoa; Arthropoda; Arachnida; Ixodida; Ixodidae
Product: pancreatic lipase-related protein 2-like
Biological process (GO): lipid catabolic process
Molecular function (GO): lipase activity
Source: RefSeq, a predicted model, not a curated record